This is a messenger RNA of Symbiodinium sp. CCMP2456, 459 nucleotides long. The record is from the annotation of a GenBank genome assembly. NCBI's taxonomy places the organism in Eukaryota, Dinophyceae, Suessiales, Symbiodiniaceae.
AUGGUGGAAGUGUCCGAGCUUGUUGCCGCAUCGGGCAUUUCUGUCCCUGCUCGUGCCAAGUUUGUGGGUCGUUUCAUGGCAUACACGACGUUCGGAGCAGUUACGUUUGGACUCGUGUGCGGGCAGAUGAGUGUCAUAUUCUCAAUCGGGCCGCUGAUCCCCUUCAUGUGGGGAGCGUGGGCGGGAUUCACGCUUACAUCAGUGGGAUUCUGGCGUCACGAGCGUGCCAUCAUCAACGACUACAUCGGGCGAUACCCAGUCUUGAUGGAGCAAGUACUUCGAAUGCAGUUUCCAUACGCAAACAUGCCCAAACAUCUUUCGGCAGAACAAUGGCUUCGACAAGGCAGUCUUUCCGCCAUCAGCUGGUGUAUACUUGCUGCACAAAGUUGCAGCCACUUGAUUCAGGAGCAUGAGGAUUCCAAACUGAAGAGUAUUCUGGAUGCAGACCUGGAAUCCUAG